This is a messenger RNA of Necator americanus (New World hookworm), 1983 nucleotides long. RefSeq lists its product as uncharacterized. The coding region runs from base 1 to 1983 and encodes 660 amino acids. The record is from RefSeq and is a predicted model, not a curated record. Gene Ontology annotation, molecular function: cyclin-dependent protein serine/threonine kinase activity; ATP binding; RNA polymerase II CTD heptapeptide repeat kinase activity. Gene Ontology annotation, biological process: protein phosphorylation; retrograde transport, endosome to Golgi; phospholipid translocation. The transcript is spliced from 19 exons. NCBI's taxonomy places the organism in Eukaryota, Metazoa, Nematoda, Chromadorea, Rhabditida, Ancylostomatidae. Gene Ontology annotation, cellular component: nucleus; transcription factor TFIIH holo complex; cytoplasm.
AUGUCAUCAUAUGUCGAUGUUGGCCUUGCAACAAUUCAUGUCCUGGUGGCGAUGAUGAUGGUUGUCGAUGCCACGGGAUUGGCGCUUGUCCCCUGGGAUCGACUGUCCGUUCUCAUUGUCGUUGGCGUUGCUUGGUUCUUUAAGUUCUUCAUUUCCUCCCGUUCUCACACGCGAUCUGUGUUGUUAACUGAGUACCGCCGAAUUGAUCGACAUAGGCUCAACACCACUUCCACACCAUCUCAAAUGCUACUCGCAAUUGUACAUCUAUUCGUCGUAUUUGGUGGCUCUAUUCCAUACGUAUUUCAAUAUGCGGAAAUCCAUCAUCGACGAAACGCCCAGGGCUUUUCCCUAUUCGUAUGUCUCGCAUUAUGCAUUGCGAACAUCCUUAGGAUACUUUUCUGGUUUGGUAAACGAUUCGAUUUGGCAUUGUUGGCUCAAAGUAUUGUGAUGUUCAUAUGCAUGAUCUUUAUGUUGGAGAUCGCUGUCAGAAUGAAUAAGAAACAUACACCAAAAGCUCAACGGAAAUCCAUAUUAAGAGGUGAUUUCUUGAAUGCAUUCUGGGCAUGGCACGAUUUGACGAGUUUUAUUAUUGCACUGGCUGCGUUCACAUCGUUUUGGUCUGUACUUACCGCAGCACUAAUCCAUUUUCAAUGGUAUGUGGAGGCUCUUGGAAUGGUCUCGUUGCUUGUCGAAGCAAGCCUAGGCGCUCCACAAUUGAUACGAAAUUGGCAGCGAAAGUCCACGCAAGGAAUGAGCAUACCUAUGGUUUUGGCGUGGCUUUGCGGAGAUCUUGCUAAAACGGGAUACUUUGUCGCUACUGGUAGUCCAUUGCAGUUUUGGGUUUGCGCCAUAUUACAGAUCUCAAUCGACAUAUUCAUCCUUGGCCAAGUGUUUGUGUACCGGAAGAACACUGGCAGUUCAGAGUUACCGUACAGCUCGAGUUCACCAGUUCAUUCAGUAGUGACCGGCGGCAAGGAAAAACCAACGAUGAGCAGAGAAGCAACGAAACGCUACGAGACAAUCAAACAUCUCGGUGAAGGGCAGUUUGCCAACGUCUACAAGGCGAAAGAUAAAGAAACGGGUGAUUUUGUAGCUAUAAAGAAGAUCAAAUUAGGAUCCAGAGCUGAAGCAAAGGAUGGAAUUAAUAGGACAGCAUUGAGAGAAAUCAAAUUACUACAAGAGAUUCAUCAUGAUAACAUUAUAGGACUACGCGAUGUUAUCGGAUCCAGAACUAAUAUACAGCUAGUUUUUGACUUUAUGGAAACAGAUCUUGAGCAUGUUGUCAAAGAUCGAGACAUCAUUCUAAUGCCUCCACAUAUCAAAAAUAUGGCUAUGCAGACAUUGCUUGGCCUGGAGUAUCUGCAUGCGCACUGGAUUCUUCACAGGGAUCUGAAACCUAAUAACUUAUUGAUGAAUAGUGCUGGCCGUAUAAAAUUGGCCGAUUUUGGUUUGGCACGGUUUUUCGGCUCUCCUAAUAAGGUUUAUACUCAUCAGGUUGUCACUCGUUGGUAUCGUGCUCCGGAGCUAAUUUGGGGAGCACGCGCCUAUGGGACUGGAAUAGAUAUGUGGGCUAUCGGUUGUAUAAUCGCUGAGCUUUUACUGCGGGUCCCCUUAUUCCCCGGUGAGUCAGAUCUGGAUCAGUUGGUCAAAAUUGGUCACAUACUUGGGACACCAUGCGUUGAAGAUUGGCCAGCGAUGGUGAAUCUUCCAGAUUAUAUUGAGAUGAAAGAACAACAAGGAAUCAAUCUUCGUCACGUUUUUACCGCAGCCGGUGAUGACUUGAUCGAUUUGCUCCUUGGUUGCUUCCAUUACGAUCCGUUGAAGAGAUUUACCGCCUCGGAUGCAUUACAGUGCCCGUAUUUCACUAAUGAACCGUUGUGUUGUCUGGACGAGGAACUACCGUUACCGGCUCGUGCCGGUGGAGGUCCACAGAUGAAACGUCGCCGAUUACGAGACGAAUCACCACCUCGCUUGAAUUUGUGA